Messenger RNA from Eimeria acervulina, 483 nucleotides. RefSeq lists its product as hypothetical. The transcript has a single exon. The record is from RefSeq and is a predicted model, not a curated record. Lineage: Eukaryota; Apicomplexa; Conoidasida; Eucoccidiorida; Eimeriidae. The coding region runs from base 1 to 483 and encodes 160 amino acids.
AUGAAUAUCCAACCUUCUCCCUCUGGAUCUUCAUUAAUAAGAGCAGGAUUUUUUUUUAACUUUUCAUUAAAUUUAAUAAUACGGCCUGCAGCCGGUGCAUACACCUCAGCAACUGCCUUCACCGCCUCUAGAGAACAAACAGGAUCUCCUUUAUUGACAUAUAUUGGCUCUUGUCUUUUCCUCUCUCUCUCAGAAGAAGCAGAAGCACAAGCAGAAGGAGAAGAAGAAGAAGCAGAAGAAGACGCAGAAGAAGGUGUAGAAGAAGGAGAUGAAGAAGAAGAAGUAGAAGCACAAGCAGGAGAAGAAGAAGAAGUAGAAGAAGUAGAAGGAGAAUUAGAAGUAGAAGUAGAAGAAGAAGAAGAAGAAGAAGAAGAUGCAACUGUUUCAAUAAACACCACCUCCCCAAGUUCUUCUGCUGCAAAGGCAGAAAUACCUACCGCUGCCUCUGGACCGUCUGGAGUUAAGAAAGAAAGAUAUUCAUGA